Messenger RNA from Chlamydomonas reinhardtii, 2761 nucleotides. RefSeq lists its product as uncharacterized. The transcript is spliced from 12 exons. Lineage: Eukaryota; Viridiplantae; Chlorophyta; Chlorophyceae; Chlamydomonadales; Chlamydomonadaceae. The record is from RefSeq and is a predicted model, not a curated record. The coding region runs from base 57 to 2084 and encodes 675 amino acids.
GCCCAGGCGCAGCCGCUGCGGCUGGUCCAGUGCUGUUCAUCCGCACGCGCAUCGCCAUGGCGGCAAACGCCACUGCGGCCGGCGGCGGCACCAACAGCGGGGCAGGCGGCAGCACGGGUGUGCCGGCGCCCGCAGGGGGUGGCGGCACCCCCGCACCGGCCGGCGGCGGCACCAACAGCGGCGCGGGGGGAAGCACCGGCGUCCCGGCGCCCGCAGGGGGUGGCGGCGGCAUGGGUGGUACCGGCGGCACCGGCGGCACCGGUGACGGCGGCAGUGGCGGCGGCGGCUCUGGCGGCGGCGGCGGCGGCAACAGCCCCAACUGCGGCGUUGUGGACGGCCCCAACGGCCCAGUGGUCAUCAACAAGAAACUGCUCAAACGGAAGCUGUGUGCGGCUCUGAUGCCGCCCCAGUUCGCGCAGUACGCCCAGCCCGGCGGCAUGGACCCGGACCCCGCCAUGUUCGACCAGAUGAUGAACAUGAUGCAGCAGCAGCAGGAGGGGGGGCAGCAGGGGGUGCAGCAGCGGGGACAGCAGCGGCAGGCGCCGCCGCCCGCUGGCGGCGCCGCUGCCGCCCGCGAGUUCCUGCGCUCAGCCCUGGGCGGUGGCAGCAGCAGUGGCGGCUCGGGUGGCGGUGGGGCCCUGGGUCAGUGGGCGGCGGCGGCGGCGGCGCUGCUGGGGCCGGAGCUGCAGCUGCCGGGGCUGACCGGCCAGGGGCUGCUGGGGGGCGGCGGCAGUAGCAGCGGCAGUAGUGACAGCAGCGGCAGUAGCAGCGAUGACGGCUCGGGCUAUGGCGGGCUGAGCGGUCUUGAGCCCAUGGACUUUGGGCCCACGGACACAGCAGGCAGUGACACGGGCAGCAGUGACAGCAACAACAGCGGCAGUAGCAGCGGCAGUGGUGGUGACGGCAGUAGCAGUGGUGACGGCAGUAGCAGUGACAGCGGCCAGGACUGGCGCACGUCCCCCGACUCGCUGCAGGGCAUUGUCAAGUCGGCCUUUGAUUCCAUGUCGCUGGACAGCUUCAACGCGGCGCUGCAGCAGGCCCUGGAGGCCGCAGUGGUCCGGGCCUCCGCCGCAGAGGACCUCCUGGCAGCCGCCGCCGCCUCGCCCGACCUGCAGCUGAGGGACGCCAGUGGCGGAGGCGGCGGCGGCAGUGGCGGUGACGGAGGCGGUGAGGGGGAUGCGGUGAAGGUGGCUCAGGCGCUGCACGCGGGGGCGCAGGCGCACACGGAGGUGCUCAAGGCCGCCGCCCAGUCGCUGCCGCGCAUGCCCCACUCCGCCCUGGUCAACGCCACCAAGGCCUGGAUGCGCAGUGGGGGGCCGGCCAAGGAGAUGAAGGGAAUGAACAAGGCCUCCAACAGCAAGAUGUUCAACAACAACCCCUUCAUCUGGAACUUUGUGCGUGUGCGCCUGACGUUCCGCUUCAGUCCCCAAGACGGCUUCCAGUUCUCCUACAUCCAGUGGUUGUACAACCUGGCGGACGUCAACUCCAUCAUCACCGUGUCGCAGGCGCUGGAGGCGCUGGACGCCACCAUGCGCGGCCGCAACCAGACCCGCUCCGACAUGAUCAAACAGCAGGACGCACAGCGCGAGCAGCAGUUCAAGGCCCGACACAACAAGACCGCAGGCGGCGGCGGCCCGGGCGGCGGGCUGCAUGCGGUGCCCUCGGGCCACCGCCGCCGCCUGCAGCAGGGCACUGCUACGGCCACUGCCACUGAAGGCGCUGCCACUGCUGCGGAUGAGGGCGAGCAGCCGCAGGGGCAGGAGCAGCUACAUGAGCAGGAGGCGGAGCCGCCCUAUGACCCGGCGGACCCGGCCCAGAACCCGCCGCUGCCCCCCGCUGGCCCCGGCCUUAUGCCCACGGGUGAGACGGCGCAGCAGUGGUUUGACCGGGUGGUGGCGGAGGCGGAGGAGCUGGCGGCGGCGGCCCUGGCGCACAUACCCCUGGCCGACACCGUGGGCCGCGGUCGCUUUGACGCCGGCGGCGCCGAUGGCUCACAGCCACAGCCGCAGCCACAGCCAGCAGCAGCAGACGCGGCGGCGGGCGACGCUUCUGCCGCCGCCGCCGCUGCCGCCGCUGCGUCAUGAUGAACCCCCGCACCCACCUGCCUACGCACCCACCUGCGCGCCUGCAUAACGGGCUGGCGGCGGCGGCGUGUGGUAGGAUGGUGCGAGGACUGCUGGGCAACUGGGAGCAGCUGCCUUGCACAUAGGCACGACGGCGACAGACGCACCCACGCAUCCCGCGCACGAGGGGGUGGGGUGGGCUAGGCGACUUAGAUUGUUGAGUUGGGUUGAUAAGUAAUGCAUACCGUGUGCCAUCACGGAUCAGGAGAGAUACCGUAUGCACCGUUUGUGCACCGACGAUGCGAUGGUGAAGGGUGGUUGAGUGGUGGCGGUUGUGAUCGCACACAAGCAAAGAACGCAUUGCUACCGUACACUAGUUCGCCUAAACCUUACUUGGUGUUACUAUGCACACAUGCAUGUGACGUGCGUGUGAGGUUUGGGCACGGGGUUGGGUGCGGGGGAUUCUUCGCCCCACCCUUCGUAUGACACGUAGUUCGAUAGAUAGGGCUACGGCCUGCCAGCCAUGCACACAUGCAUACAUAAUACAUAGAUACAGCACGGGCGGUCCAGCAGGCACUCAUUGGCAACGCUGACUGGGGGCGUUAGCGCAGCCCGCUACCCGCACGACACGCAUGCAUCUAAAUCGCAGAGAACUGCUUUAACUGUGCUGUUCCGCGUUACUGUAACACGCAUGUUCG